Pelodiscus sinensis (Chinese soft-shelled turtle) is the source of this 1271-nucleotide messenger RNA. It is a transcript of the gene CTHRC1, whose product is annotated as collagen triple helix repeat containing 1. The record is from RefSeq and is a predicted model, not a curated record. NCBI's taxonomy places the organism in Eukaryota, Metazoa, Chordata, Testudines, Trionychidae.
GGUGGGAGUCGCUCUGCCGCGUUGCAGAGAGGCUGGAAAUUCCUGGCGUCCCCAGGGAAGCAGCUGCGGCGCGGGUCUGUGAAAGGCUCAUUCAUGCAGCGCGCUGCCGCGGGACGCUGCAGACACUGACUCCCCGCCCCCUCCGCUCCCAGCCUGCGCGGCCUCCCUGCCCGGCUCCGCGAGCCCCGCCCCGCACCAUGCGCUGCCCGCGCGCCGCCGCCGCCUGGCUGCUGCUGCCCGCGCUGCUGCUGCUUGCCCCGCCGCUCGGGGAGUCGGAGAGCCCGAAAGGGAAGCACAAGCUGCUGCGCCAGAAGGAGGUGGUGGACGUGUAUAAUGGAAUGUGUUUACAAGGACCAGGUGGUGUUCCUGGACGAGAUGGAAACCCUGGAAUCAAUGGAAUCCCUGGGACACCUGGAAUCCCUGGUCGGGAUGGACUGAAAGGAGAAAAAGGAGAAUGUAUGCGAGAAAGCUUUGAAGAGUCUUGGACACCCAACUUUAAACAGUGUUCAUGGAGUGCACUGAAUUAUGGCAUAGAUCUUGGGAAAAUUGCAGAAUGUACAUUCACAAAGAUGCGCUCUAAUAGUGCUCUAAGAGUACUCUUCAGUGGAUCACUUCGACUCAAAUGCAAAAAUGCAUGUUGCCAGCGUUGGUAUUUUACAUUUAAUGGAGCAGAAUGCUCUGGGCCACUUCCAAUUGAAGCCAUAGUUUAUUUAGACCAAGGAAGCCCAGAGCUGAAUUCAACUAUUAACAUACAUCGCACUUCUUCAGUUGAAGGUCUGUGCGAAGGAAUCAAUGCUGGUUUGGUGGAUGUUGCUAUCUGGGUUGGUACUUGUGCAGAUUACCCAAGAGGUGAUGCUUCUACCGGAUGGAAUUCAGUUUCUCGUAUCAUCAUUGAAGAGCUGCCAAAAUAGAAGUUUUUUUUCCAAGUUGCUUUAUAACCUCCAUUGUUCCCAAGCCCUCAUAUCAAUUUUUGUACACAUUUUGUACAAUGUAUUUUGAAAUUUAAUAUUUCUGUAAAGCUUUGUAAGCAUCUGGCCAGAAUGGACAAACGUGGUUACAAGCACCCUCAUUGAAUUUUUCCAGCUUAAGUGUUAAACAUGUAGCCACAUAACCAUUAAAUAUACCUGGCAAGUUUUCGUACCAUAGUUUUAGAACAAACAUUAGUAACGGUCGUCCAAUAAUUUUAUUAUACACUCAAUAUCUACCAUUGUAAAAACUGUAGAUUAAAUCUUUUUAUAUCUGUUAAAUAAAUAAGACAUUUUACAAAGAGA